AUGGACAAUAAAAGACAAAUAUUUGGAUUUGUUGACAUGGGAAUAGAUGGUUUAUAUGACCAUGAUGAUCCUCCAGAAGCUAAAAAUGCACUUGUGUUUAUAGUAGUAGCAUUAAAUGGAUAUUGGAAGUUACCCAUAGGAUAUUUUUUAAUCGACUCACUUAAUGGGAAAGAAAGAGCAAAUUUAUUAGAAACAGCAAUGUCAUUAUUAACUGAAAUUAAAAUAAAAAUAUAUUCCAUUACAUUUGAUGGAGCCCAUGUUAACACUGCUAUGUGCACUCAUUUAGGAGCUAAGUUUACAUUAAAUAAUCCAAAAACAUUUAUAGAGUAUAAGGAUACAGAAGGCAAAGAACAACAAAUGUUUAUUUUUUAUGACCCUGCACACAUGCUAAAAUUAAUUAGGAACACAUUUCAAAACAAAAAAGUUAUUAAGAAUAAAAAUGGUCAGCUUAUUAAAUGGGAGUAUUUAGUAAAAUUAGUAGAUGUACAAACAAAUCAAAAAUUACAUGCUGUUAACAAAUUAACAUAUAGACAUAUACAUUUUUUUAAUGAGAAAAUGAAUGUUCGUCUCGCAGCUCAGACUCUAAGCCAGAGUGUUUGUGAUUCAUUAAAAUUCAUGUCGACAGUUGAUAGUUCAUUUGAAGAUUCUUCAGCUACAUCUGAAUUUUGUGCAAUGAUAAACAAUGCUUUUGAUAUAACAAACAGUCGGUCUAAAUUUUCUAAAAAACCCUUUAACAAGGCAAUAUCUGAAGAAACAUUUGAAAAAUAUGAAGAAUUCAUGAAAGAAUUUAAAAUCUACAUUAAAGGUUUAUCAUUUUUAGAUGGAACUAUGGUUGUAAAUUCUCAACGAAAAACAGGGUUUUUAGGACUUUUGUUUUCCCUAUAA
Molecule: messenger RNA, 885 nt
Organism: Macrosiphum euphorbiae (potato aphid)
Lineage: Eukaryota; Metazoa; Arthropoda; Insecta; Hemiptera; Aphididae
Source: the annotation of a GenBank genome assembly